Molecule: messenger RNA, 1684 nt
Organism: Cryptomeria japonica (Japanese cedar)
Lineage: Eukaryota; Viridiplantae; Streptophyta; Pinopsida; Cupressales; Cupressaceae
Product: actin
Exons: 5
Coding region: 177-1310 (377 amino acids)
Source: RefSeq, a predicted model, not a curated record
AUGUGCAUUUCAUUUGGUUAUAAUUUGGAGUGAAUUCGGCCGCGGGUCUUUAAACUGACUAUCGAGAGAGUUCUGUGCUUUGCUCAUUUCCUCAGUGCAAACGGGCCGUCGACAGGCGAAAAGCUACUGAUCAGCGUCCCUUGCAAGUCUGUACUUUUUUUGCAGCGUAAUACAAGAUGGCCGAUGCAGAGGACAUUCAGCCCCUUGUCUGUGACAAUGGAACAGGAAUGGUUAAGGCUGGUUUUGCUGGAGACGAUGCUCCCAGGGCAGUGUUUCCUAGCAUUGUGGGAAGACCUCGUCACACUGGAGUCAUGGUGGGGAUGGGACAGAAGGAUGCAUAUGUAGGUGAUGAGGCUCAAUCUAAAAGAGGUAUUCUCACAUUGAAGUACCCUAUUGAGCACGGAAUUGUAUCCAACUGGGAUGAUAUGGAGAAGAUCUGGCAUCACACUUUUUAUAAUGAGCUUCGAGUUGCUCCAGAAGAACAUCCUGUUCUCCUCACUGAGGCACCUCUUAACCCAAAAGCAAACAGGGAGAAAAUGACUCAAAUUAUGUUUGAGACCUUCAAUACACCAGCAAUGUAUGUUGCCAUUCAAGCCGUUCUCUCUCUAUAUGCAAGUGGUCGUACUACCGGAAUUGUUCUUGAUUCUGGGGAUGGUGUCAGCCACACUGUUCCAAUUUAUGAAGGAUAUGCACUUCCCCAUGCUAUCCUUAGGUUGGAUCUUGCUGGUCGUGAUUUGACAGAUGCUUUAAUGAAGAUCUUGACUGAGAGAGGGUACUCAUUCACCACUACUGCUGAGCGUGAAAUUGUUCGUGAUAUGAAAGAGAAGCUUGCUUAUGUAGCACUGGACUUUGAACAGGAGCUUGAGACAAGCAAGACUAGUUCUUCCCUUGAGAAGAGUUAUGAGCUUCCUGAUGGACAGGUAAUUACCAUUGGUGCAGAGCGGUUUAGAUGCCCUGAAGUCUUGUUCCAGCCAUCUAUGAUUGGAAUGGAAGCUGCAGGUAUCCAUGAGACAACUUACAACUCCAUCAUGAAGUGUGAUGUGGAUAUCAGAAAGGAUCUCUAUGGAAACAUUGUUCUCAGUGGAGGAUCUACAAUGUUUCCUGGCAUUGCUGAUCGUAUGAGCAAGGAAAUUACUGCUCUUGCCCCUAGCAGCAUGAAGAUUAAGGUUGUUGCACCGCCUGAGAGGAAGUAUAGUGUCUGGAUUGGAGGGUCAAUCUUGGCGUCUCUCAGCACCUUCCAACAGAUGUGGAUAGCCAAGUCCGAGUAUGAUGAGUCUGGUCCGUCAAUUGUUCACAGAAAGUGCUUCUAAGUUUACUGUCUUCAUGAAUUUUGAGAACUAGUAUUCCAGGUGUAAUGUGGCUGAGUGGUUACUAGGUGAAGGGCAUAUGGAACUAUUCUUGAUGCAGUUGCAGCAAGUUCUGUUGUUAGUGCACUGAUGCAGUGCUAUCUUUGUUUGUUUUAUGGCAAGAUUUUAGCCCAAAAUCUGCUACUCAUUUUUCUUAAUUAUGUCAACUGUGUACUGGUUUGCAUGGAGAUGAUUAUUUUAAAUCUCCAAUGACAUUUUGGAUGACAAGCUGAGGGUCUUAUCGUUUAUACUUUACUGCUCAGUCUCACCUAGGGAUGUUUUGAUGUCAAGUGUAUUACAAUAUUUUUAUGUGGAAUCUCUUUUCUUUUGCUGUGCAA